AUGCAGCGUCAUAUGCAGGGAGUAGAGUUCAGAGAGAGAAACGCAGGUCCACAGAUCGACCACAACAUGCGAGAUGAAGAUGACCCUGCAGACCCAAAUGAGCAACAUCCAGAACUGGUUCACAAGAAAUGCAUUUACAAAGACAGCUACGGGGCCUCUAGCCCCUGGUGUGACUACCAGCUCAGGCCUAACUUCACCAUCGCCAUGGUGGUGUCUUUUCUUUUACCAGGCACCAGAGUUGUUUACAGUGCAGAGAGCAUGGAAGGCUUUAGAGAUUAUAGAAAAGAAAUUGCUCGGUCCUCUGGGAAUGAAAACGCUUUGUCCAGAAUGUUUCUGGUAACAGCGCUCAGAGCACCACUGCUCCGUUCAGCAUCACCGCCGACAAGACCACCUUUAAAGAGGGAGAUCAAAUCACAGAAUAGUGCAGUCUCUCACACAUCAGACAAUAAAAAAAGUUCAGUUGAUGCUAAAUGGACAGCCCCUACAUCUGGACAGCUUGGCGAUAUAGAAUUCAGAGCCACAUUUGCAAAAGGUUUUUCUACUUUUUGGGUUGGUGUCAAGAGUUCUACUGUGGUAUAUAAUGGUACAGGAACUUCUUCUCUAACCCCAAAUACUCCGACUGUUUCAUCAAAUCCUGAUUGUGGGAAAACCAAAGUCUGCUUCAGUCAGCCCAACAACUGUGACCCAGCUGCCAACACAGGCUGUUACUUCAUGGCAGUCCAGACAACAUCUAACCAAUCAGAAAUGAGGAUUGAAAUGUUUGGCCAGGCCAGUGGAUAUCUCGCCAUUGGGUUUUCAGAUGACCAGGAAAUGGGCAAUGACGACAUCUACAUCUGUGGUGUGGACAGCAGCGGCAACCUCCAAGUGCAACAUGCUUUUUCUACAGGAAAAACAGCGCCAACUAUUCUCUCACUGGUGAAUGUGACUGAUAUAAAAAAAGCGUUGACGAAUGGAAAUAUCAAUUGUUCUUUUACUUCUCGUAAUGCUAUUAGCACGGGAAGUAGAGCAACAUCAGCUAGCGAGUACUACCUCAUGAUUGCUGCCGGACCCUCCACCAGUCAAGGUAACAUCCAGAUCCACACAAGUCGAUAUGUCAGUAGUACAAAGGCUAAUUUACAGGUUCCAAGCCAGGUCAUUACAGAUGAUGAAGAAUUCCCAGCGAUUGUUAAAGCCCAUGGCUGCCUUAUGUUAAUCUCCUGGAUGACCACGGGCAGUAUAGGAAUGCUAAUAGCACGCUAUUUAAAGGGAGUUGCCAAGGACCAUGGUUGCUGCGGUAAAGAUUUUUGGUUUAUGGCCCACGUGUUUCUGAUGGUGCUGUCAGUCAUUGCCACGGCCAUUGCAUUCAUCCUGGUGUUUGCUUAUGCCCAGGAUUGGAGUGGGGGGGCUCAUCCUGUCCUGGGCUGUUUGGUUAUGAUCCUCAGUCUUAUUCAGCCCAUAGUUGCUGCUUUCCGAUGUGAGCCACAACAUGAACGGAGAUUUGUUUUCAGCUGGGCCCAUUCCUUCAUUGCUUUAGCUAUCAAAGGCCUCGCAGUUGCUGCAAUUUUCACCGGUCUGGCACUGUUUGAAGAAUAUGUUGAGGAUGGAUGGAUGUUGAAAGUUAUGGGAGGUUUUGUUACCUGGGAGGCUGUGAUGUAUAUUCUUCAAGAUCUUAACUUACGCGCCAAGAAAAAAGAUUCUGAGAUUUGCAGUUUCGGAUCGACGAAACCUGAAACAGUCCUGCUUAUCCUGUUCAUUUUGGGAAACCUGCCCUUCUUAAUAGCACUUCUUGUGGGAAUCGGCAGGACUUAAAUAACCCCAACAUUCUAUGGCCUUCCUCACUGAUUUUGGGUUCACUUUGUGGCUCUUUUGUUGUAGGAGUAUGUAUAUACAGUAGGUAUCUGUCCAAUUUACUCAGUGUUAGUGUUCAUUUGGGAAUUCAGAUAAGCUCUUCAUAAUCUCUACAUUAUUAUAUUUUUUUUCUUUUUAGUUAAUAUGACAUUCCUUAUUAUUAAAGAUUCACUGCUGUGCCUUUGAGUAAGGAACAUUUGCAGAUUACUGUACUGUAAGAUUGUGUUAGAAGAACAGUAGUGAAAUUAUCUUGGGAUUUAAUCAAAGAGGCCAUUUAUUUUCUUUCAUUUUAAUACUUGACAAAUGUUGAUUAAAACAUUUAUGGAAUAUAUUUAACACUUUUAUAAAUAUUUUUAUAUAAUUUUAGAUGUAUAUUAACACAUUAUAUUAUGGUUGUAACUUAAGUGUACAAGGCAACCGCACUCAACCACCAGAUGGCAGUGUCAUUAAAGGUAUUUGUAUGCAACAAAAGUCAUAUUUUUAUUGGACAUUUUCAGACUCUUCAAGGGAUGAGA
Molecule: messenger RNA, 2342 nt
Organism: Carassius carassius (crucian carp)
Lineage: Eukaryota; Metazoa; Chordata; Actinopteri; Cypriniformes; Cyprinidae
Product: putative ferric-chelate reductase 1
Exons: 18
Coding region: 1-1788 (595 amino acids)
Molecular function (GO): oxidoreductase activity, acting on metal ions
Source: RefSeq, a predicted model, not a curated record